AUGGCUACUACACGCGAACUGCCCAAGCGGAGGAAUGCCCUUGUUUCGGAAGACAGCGCGCCGCCGUACGAGAUCCUCGUCGAGCGGCGCUGUCUGGGCCAGACGGAGCUCCGAGUGAAGCCAGGCCAAGUCGGGCUCACCAAUGCGACCAAGGCGGAUCACCUGGGCACCCUCGACUACGCGCAUCUACGCGUACCACUGCCCCGCGACCUGACUGGCAGUGGCAUCUUCACCAAGAGUCGGGGCACGAAGUGGCCGGAGGCGUACUUCCUCAUGCGCCGCUCGAGCGACGGCUUCGUCAGCGCUACUGGCAUGUUCAAAGCCGCGUUUCCAUUCGCGCAACACGAUGAAGAAAUGGAGGAGAAAGAGUACAUCAAGUCUCUUGGCAAGGCGGCAAGUGAAGAAGUUGCCGGCAAUGUUUGGAUCCACCCAGACCAAGCUCUCGACCUAGCCGACGAAUACGGCAUCCGCCUGUGGGUAGAAGCACUGCUCGACCCCGAGCCGAUCACGCACGGCACAAGCCCUGGGAAAGACAUCCAGUCGCCACCAGCUUACCGCGUCAGCGACAUGACGAACGGCGACACUAAGUCGCCAGAGAAGAAGUCGAGCGCGGCAGAAGGAAGGAAAUCAACGCGCGGCCGACGAAGCGCGAGCGUGCUCUCAGAGGACGCAGAUGCGCUCGCGAAGACACCCAGCCGGCCGAAAGCGACUCCGCGCAAGCCCAGGGGCGGCAAAGGGGGCCGGGGCACGCUCUCAAAGGUCGACGAAGACGAAAUUGCGCCAGUCAACGGCGCUGACGCAGCAGAGUCGAAAGAAUCUGUGCGCGAGACUGUCAAGGUACAGGUAGAAACAACGGUCGACCCAGAAGACGACGAAGUAGAACACACGAAGGUGAACGUCGAGCUACCGAUCGGGCAUCCCGAUAUGCCACUUCCCGAUGACCCUCUGGAGAUGGUCGAGCAAGCGCGACGGAUAGUCGAGGAUGCACAGAAACUCAAUGGCGUGUCUACCGGGAAGGGCAAACGGAAGGCGGCGGAAAUGACGGAUGCGGACGAUGAGAGCGAGCGGCCUUUGCCGCCUAAGAGGGCGCGGAUGAUUGAGAUUGAGCUGCGGAAGGAGAGGAUUGCGAGGAGGGCGCUUACGGGGAUUGCUGGGUUGCUUGCUAUUGGGUGA
Messenger RNA from Baudoinia panamericana UAMH 10762, 1173 nucleotides. RefSeq lists its product as uncharacterized. The record is from RefSeq and is a predicted model, not a curated record. The transcript is spliced from 2 exons. Gene Ontology annotation, biological process: meiotic attachment of telomere to nuclear envelope; mitotic telomere tethering at nuclear periphery. Gene Ontology annotation, molecular function: DNA binding. NCBI's taxonomy places the organism in Eukaryota, Fungi, Ascomycota, Dothideomycetes, Mycosphaerellales, Teratosphaeriaceae. The coding region runs from base 1 to 1173 and encodes 390 amino acids. Gene Ontology annotation, cellular component: nuclear membrane complex Bqt3-Bqt4.